Molecule: messenger RNA, 441 nt
Organism: Topomyia yanbarensis
Lineage: Eukaryota; Metazoa; Arthropoda; Insecta; Diptera; Culicidae
Exons: 1
Source: RefSeq, a predicted model, not a curated record
GGUGGUGGUGGUGGUGGUGGUGGUGGCGGUGGUGGUCACGGUGGUGGAUUUGGUGGAGGUCACGGAGGUGGAUUCGGCGGCCAUGGUGGAUAUGGAGGAGGACAUGGCGGUUACGGUGGAUUUGGAGGACAUGGCGGAGGACACGGUUAUUAUGGUGGGUAUGGUGGACAUGGAGUUAAUGCUGGUUAUGGUGGUCAUGGCGGAUACGUAGGAUAUGGCGGAUAUGGAGGAUAUGGUGGAUACGGUGGUUAUGGAGGAUAUUCUGAUUAUGAUUACAGAUAUCCAUAUGUAGGAAUUGGACUUGGAGGCUUAGGGUUACCUCUAUUAGGACGUUGAAGCGUAUAUAUUAAAAAUAUGUAUUAGUAUUUAUUACAAUAAACUUAAAAUGUCAAAUUGUCCUACAGUAGGUUUAUAUUGGGACCGAUGGAAAAUUUGCGAAUU